Molecule: messenger RNA, 3865 nt
Organism: Astrephomene gubernaculifera
Lineage: Eukaryota; Viridiplantae; Chlorophyta; Chlorophyceae; Chlamydomonadales; Astrephomenaceae
Source: the annotation of a GenBank genome assembly
CCCAGCACGGGUCAGCACUGCUGACCCGUUACUCUAAAGUCAUCAUCGUAUAAAGCCGUCUUAGCGUUCGUAUCGACGUUGAGCAGGUCGCGCAAUUAUUGGUAAUCGUGGGGGCCGAACAUGGAGCCAUGGGAAUGCGACCCUGAAAUGGUCCGCGCCCUCGAGGAUUUCCUUCUGCAGCGGCCAAGGAACUAUGGGCUGGAUGAUCCUAUGACUGACCUGUCAGCCGUUUCCCAACAAAAUACAGAUCUUCACGUCUUUGGCGUACCGGUAGACCAGGGUGACAUGGGUGCAGCAACCGGAGCCCUUGGAAUCGGGGCCAGCCCUCACAGCCUACAAGAUCCAUCACACCAACACGCAGCAGGUUUUGGCUCAGGCGAUGGCGCUGCCGGAGCAAUCCCAAUUCAAGCAACCCCAGGUGGAGCGGGACAACAAGCGACAGCCAUCCUGUCUUCUGGUCCAACCGAACCAGUGCACGCUAUCCCAGACCCCAGCCCACCUUUUCUUGCAGCUGGGGCAGGCUAUGCGGCAGCUGGGGCAGGCUAUGCGGCAGCUGGUGCCUUGCUCCCCGGGCAGCCGCAGGGAAACCCCGCUGGCCACUGUGGUUCUCAAUACGGGUCGUAUAGCCAUGAGUUGGGGUCUCCAACCCAGCCUCCGGUUCUUCAACAUGCCUGCUACCAGCAACCGCUGCCGCAGCAACACCCGUUGGCUCCGCCGCCGCAGCACCAUUCAUUGGCGCCGCAGCAGGGGCAGCCAUCAAUGAAUGGGUAUCCUUGUGCCCAUGUCGCGGGCGCUGCAGGCCUGGCGGCGGCUGCCAGCUGGAACCCCGCAGCACUGCUGGCUUGCUCAGCCUACGGAAUGGCAGCUGACUCCACCGGUAUCCCCACAGCUGCUCAACUCACUGGGACAGGGUACAACGCGUCGCAACUAGCAGGGGUCUUCCCACACGGGGCGAGUACACUGGCUCACCCGCAAUUGCUGCAGCAGCAGCUGCUGCUGCUGCUGCAGUUGGCCGCAGCGCAGCAGCUGCAGCAGCAGCAACCUCGACAGCUCCAGCAGCCAAGCCCCUCAGGCGCAAGCGAGCCAGGCUUGCGCCAACCUCUGGCUGAGAGCCUCAAGCUGAGGCCCAGUGUGGGUAAGCCGCAGCAGGACACGGUUGUGAGCGGCGUUGGCCGCCUCCUAGCGGGUUUCGAGGAGGGCGGGUCCUGCAGCCUGGAGAGCUUGGCCAAGGAGUGGCAGGACAACCCUGACCCGGAGCGGCAGUUCGCGUUCCUGGCGGCUGACAACCUGGAUAAUGAGCGCAGCAACAUGAAUGCUGUCGACAAGGGCCGCCAACCUGUCCAGCUGGAUGAAAAGACCUACGUUGUCAGCCACUCGGGAGGCAGGUGCACCUGCGAAGUUACUUACUGCGACAAGUGCAAGGAUGCAGGACAUGAGUACGACACGAUUAACAAAUACUUGUUGGCCUUUAAGGAACAGCCCAGCGGAAGAGAGGCGGAUAAGCUGACGUUUCGUGGCGACAUCAAGCUGUGGGUCCCCAAGCAACCGCGCGCGGUGCUGUGGCACGUGAAACCCCGCGUGCGCGACCCCAAAGCGCGUAGCCGCUCCAAAAGAACCGGCACCGCCGAGGAAGCCGCCGCCGCAGCAUCGGAGGAGACGGUUCCGGAGGCAGCGGCAAGGAGGCAUCAGACCGGUGGCAAGGCCGCUGCAGCUAGCCGCCGCCGGGACGCCAAACGCACGCGUACCGCCACUCACAGCCCCGCAACAGCCGCAGGUGCCGUACAUGCCGCAGGCGCCCCCCAGCAUCCGCAACCGGGUUCGCCGCAGGUCCCCGGACCGGGUGCGGCCGAGGUGGCGGAGGCCUGGUUUCCCAGCCUGGAGGAUGUCUUUAAUCACCUGCAGGGCUGCGGCCCGCCCGCCGCCUUCCAGCAGCUGCUGCUGCAGAUACCGCUGGACCACCUGCUGCAGAUGCGCUGCCCGCGGGACGGGCAGUGCAUCGCGCACCUGCUGGUGACGCCGCCCAGACAGCUGGCGGUGGUGCUGGGGCGGCGGGACGACGACUCGCAGCCGCCCUGGGACCCGGACGAGGGGAUGUUGGAGAAGGAUGCGGUGCAGCUGAUAAAGGUGUUCAUCUUGCAUCUGGAGAACCAGCUGGGUCCGGGUAAGGGCGUGCAGGCGUGGCGGCAGCUGCUGCAGCAGCAGGACGGGCGGCACAUGGCCAACGCAGUGCACCGGGCGGGGCGCUUCGGCCACCGACUGGCGGUGCUUCAGGAGUGCGUGCUGCCGUACGCGUCAAGGUCCGCUCUGCUGCAGGUGACAGCCCACCUCUACACGCCCUUCCACUCCGCCUUCCGCACCGGCAGGGAGGACGCCGGCCGCCUGCUGCUGGGAGCGGCCCUCGCCGCCCUGCGAGACGUCGCCGCCUGCACGGAUCCCUGCGUCGGCAGCGUCCUGCUCAAGACAGCGGCCGGCAGCUCCGCGCCCCUGCGGCAGCUGGCCUGCAGGGCGGUGUACCUGCUGAAGAACAAGUAUUUCAGGGGGACCAACAAAGACGGGUACCGCUCACCAGAUGGCCGUUCGGGGUAUGCGCUGCUCAGCGCCGCCUGUCAGGCGGAGCUGCCGGGCGUUGUGGAGCUUGCUGGGCUUGCUGUGGGAGCUGGGGCUUCCGGCUCCGGAGGGACUUUGCCGGGACUUGGCAGCGUGCAGGUGGGCCCGGAGCUGUCCUUCCCCGCGCCGCCCCCGCUGAACAAGAAGAACAAGCAGUUCGACUUGGGCAAGCUCAGCAUGCUGGUUGACAUCCUGGACUACAGCCAGCCGCGACCCAUGGCGCCCCUGGGAACGGCGGCUGCAGCGCAGCACCGGCAGUAGCCAGGCGGGGCUGGCAGCAGCUGUCGUAAGAGAUGGACUGUGGCGGCAUUCGGAGCUAGGGCCCAUGCCGCGGGCGAUGAGGGUGUCCAGGAGCCUUGUUUUUGGUCUCGGAUUGGUUGUGCGAUGCGGCGCAGGUGUUGAAGUCCAUUGGCUGACCCAUGGGUCGUUUGGAGAUUGUAUUCAACCCUAUUGUAUGUUGUUGGUGACGCAGGUUGUUCCUUUCACGUAGGAAACAGACGCAUAGUAUGAGUCGCAGUCGCUGCAUGGGAACAUUGCCCUUAAUUGGCCAUACAUUGUGACUUGGUGGUCUGGUCUUCUUUUGCAUGGGGCCGGCUGUCGGUGAGUACCGGUAGGUCUGCCAUGUGCCCGCAGCUUGACACACAAGCAAACUGCGUUGGUCUUUUGAUACAGUAAUGGAAUAGGCGUCUUGUUGACACGUAUAGUUCUUGGCUGCAGGUUCUUUACUGCUAAGGACGUAUUAAUGUGGCACCAGCAUAUGGCAGCAGUGUUUGGGCUUUGCUUUAACCUUCCUCCGCGUAUAGCUAGCCUUAGCCUGCGCAUGUAGCUAGUCUUGAUCGCUAGACGUUGGAGGGCCUUUAUUGAUUCUCGUUGUAUGCUCGUAAUCCCCCCGUCCACAGUUAAGCCAGCGUUGGCGAAAGUGAGAGAAAGAGAGUUCCUGGCUUUGCCUUGGCCUGGCGAGUUUGAAUAACAGAGUAAGUGGUUGCUGCCGUAACUUUCAGGUCUUUCAGGUUGUCCUUCCGAGCCUUGUGAUUAGACUCCUCGCCAUUGACACAGCCCCAAUCAUGCAAGGUUGUGUGCAUAGCUUCAGUAAGGUAUUCAUUUGGAAAUCCGUCAAGCUAGGUCAAGCAUUGCGCCGGUGUAUUGGCAAAUGGCUGUAGCUCGCUUGCUGCGGUUGCUUGGGGAGGCCUGCGGGGCGCGUGUUAGCCGUGUCAAAGCAAGCUCCUGCGCGCUUGGGCUCAGGAGGGUUGGUUGGUUG